UUAACAUGCCACUAGUACUACAGUAUAUUAAUAUCCAAAGUAAACAUGAAGCUACGUCAGCGAGGACGGAAUUUCCGGAGUGCCAUGAUAACGUAGCGUCGCAAAGAGUGCACCUUGCGGGGAAUUUAAUUAACGUCCAAUAGUGUGUAUAACCCCUAAUUACAAUAUCCUUGGAUUCAACUUUACGAUGCCCUAGGUUGCAAGCUCGAACUCUUUGACAGAUUGGUGAAGAAUUUGAGUAUCAUGCGAAGCCUUUAAUAUAGACGAGAACACCUGUUUCUCAGAGUACCUGUCAAAGGGCUUUCUUUACGAGCUAGAACAAAACAACUCAAUCCAUAGUCCAAAUCUAGAAUUACGAAGUUAAUUUCUGUCUACCAUGCCGUUCUUCAAGUUCAAUCGCCAAAGGAAGUUAUCCCAAAAGAGCAAGUCUUCGUCCAUGGGUAGUAUUUACAAAGAUUAUGGACAAGAACAUCCAAGUAAUUCUAGUACUUGGGACCCGAUCGACCCAGGACGGACGAGCUAUCGAGAGAGAAAGAUAUCAGAGGAUGUGGAAUCCAAUCGGGAAAUACGAAAUCUUCAGGAGCAAAAUCUCAAACUUCAAGAGGAGAAAAACGUGCUCCAAUUGAAGGUCGAAAUCCUUCUGGACAUGCUAGCUCAGAAAACAGCCGAGGCAGAGCUGCAAGAAGGGGAUCUACUCAAAAUGAGGAAUAUCCUGGCCAAUUCUUGAGUUCUUUUCAUGAUCCAUAAAAAUAUAUAUUUAAUCCAUGUUAAGAUGAUGUACAAUUCUCAAAUGAGCCAAAGGA
This is a messenger RNA of Tigriopus californicus, 803 nucleotides long. RefSeq names its product protein chibby homolog 1-like. The record is from RefSeq and is a predicted model, not a curated record. NCBI's taxonomy places the organism in Eukaryota, Metazoa, Arthropoda, Copepoda, Harpacticoida, Harpacticidae. Bases 377 to 727 code for a protein of 116 amino acids. The transcript is spliced from 2 exons.